AUGUGCAAUACCAAUGUUGGUAAUGCUACUACGACUACAUGGGAACAAAGCACAACAUCGUAUCCUACUGACAAACCAACUUCAAGUCCUACAACACAAACCAGCAAGCCUGAAGGUAUGCAGCCUGCAACCACAACACAGGCUCAAAAACCUGGAUACGAAACAACAACGGAAGGUACACAAACUACAACUUUAAGUACGACUGAAUCUGUAACACAAACUCAAAAACCUGGAUACGAAACAACAACGGAAGGCACAAAGCCUACCUCUGCUGGUACUACUGAAUCUGGUAAAAACCCAGAAAUUACCACAGCACAAACAACCACAGGAACUCCCCAAACAACUUCACAACCGAUAGUACCUGCUAAACCAAUUUCACAAAAAGAUCCUUGUACAAAGGAAGGCUUUUUCGGAGAUAGCGAAGACUGUCAAAAGUUUUACAGAUGUGUUGAUAACGGUAAUGGAGGUUUCGAGAAAUAUAGUUUCAAAUGUGGAAACAACACUGUUUGGGAUGCUGAUAUUGAAGGCUGCAAUCAUCCCACUGCAGUGCAAGAUCCACGCUGCCGUGUAGAAGGUACUACUACUAGUAAUAUAGAAGGUACAGCUGCUAGUAACAUGGAAGGUACAACAACAACGAAUAAAUAUCCUACAACUACCGACAAAUAUGAUACUACAACCAUUGAAUCAAAGCCCACAUCUACUACAUCAUACCCCACAACAUUAAUGGAAACAACAACUAGUAAAUACGAAACUACGACUGACGGUAGUAGCAAACCUACAACAACAACAACUGAAAGUAGUUCUGUAGAAAAUACGACAACAAUGCAAAGCAGUACAACACCUGUGACAGUACCGAACUUACCACCAGGUACUACUUGUAAUGAUGAAGGUUUUAUGGCCGAUCCAAAUAAUUGUAGAAAGUUUUACCGCUGCGUUAGAAAUGGCGAUGGUACUUACUUCAGACAUGAGUUCAUGUGUGCUAAAGGUACAGGAUGGAGUGAGGAGAAACAAACUUGUGAUUAUGCCGCAAAUGUGGACAGAUGUUAUGGCCAAACAGAGGAACCAGAGAUGACAACUAUAUCCAGUACCAGUGAGACAACAACUGAAAAUAUAUCGACCACUACAUUACCCAGCAGUACUCAAUCUACUAAAGAACCUACAACAACAACUGAAUCUAAAGAUCCAACAACAACAACAGCAGCAACAACAACUGAAUCUAAACCACCUACAACAACAACGGACGCAACAACAACAGAAUCCAAACCACCCACAACAACAACAACCUAUGUCGAGACCACUACGACUACACCAAUGGAAUCCACUACACCUGGAGAUGCUAGCUCAACUUCAACGCAAGCUACUACUACUACAGAAAUAAUAAGCACAACUAUGCAGUCUACUUCCACAACUCCGAUACCAAAUUUAACUCCUGGCACAGAAUGUGAAGGAGAAGGCUUCAUGGCAGAUCCAAAUAAUUGCCGUAAAUUUUAUAGAUGUGUACGCAAUGGUGAUAAAUUAGAUAAACAUGAAUUUAUGUGCGGCAAAGGUACCGGUUGGAGUGAAGAAAAACAAACUUGCGAUUACGCAGAAAAUGUGGAGCGCUGUGCUGGUCAAACAGAGGCUCCAGAAACCAGCACAGUUAUGGAAACAACCACAGUAUAUACAACUACAACAAGCAAACCAGAAACCACACAAAUGCCUACAUCACCACAAGAAACUAAACCUACAGAAUCUACAACAGAUAUGCCAACAACACCUAUAGAACAGACGAAACCAACAGAUUCAACACAAAAACCGACAGAGCAACCAACUACUACAGAACAACAAACUAAACCCACUGAUACGACUCCACAAACAACUACCACAGAAGAACAAACUAAACCUACCGAACCGAUUACCACAACUACUGAACAACAAACCAAACCAACUGAAACGCCAACAAAACCAACAGAGACCACUGGAAAACCAACGGAAACACCUACUGCAACCGAGGAACAAACCAAACCUACUGAAACACCAACAAAACCAACAGAUACCACUGGAAAACCAACGGAACCACCUACUACAACCGAAGAACAAACCAAACCCACUGAAACCACAACGAAGCCUACAGAAAUCACGACAACGGAUGUACCAGCAACUACCGUUGAAGCUACAACCACAAGUAAACCUGGUUACGAGCCUACUACCAUGCCAACUGUACAGACUACAGAUUACCCAACAACAACUGAAGGAACAGUGAGCACAACCAUGGAACCAACGAAUUUCACAUGUACCAGUGAAGGUUUCUUCCCAGAUCCAGAAGAUUGUAAUCGUUAUUAUCGUUGCGUUGACGCAAAUCAAAAUGGCAAUUAUCAAAUUUACAGUUUCCGUUGCCCCGAUGGCACAGUUUGGGAUACUUCCGUCGAUACAUGCAACUACGCAGAACAAGUUUCUGGAAAUUGUUCCUCAGGUCAAACAAAACCAACCUCCAAACCAGUUGACACAACCACAUUAGAAAAUACAACAGAGCAACCUGGUACAAUGACAACCAAUAAACCAGUGGACACAACUACAAUGGAAACAAACACCGGCACAACUGAACCGACAACCGUGACAACGACAAGUAAACCCAUUGAUACCACAACUACAGCGAUGGGAACUACAACAAUGGAACCAAAUACAGAAACGACAACUCAACAAAGUACAACUGAGAAGCCCACAGAAAUGCCAACAAAACCAAUUGAUACCACAACUGCAAUUGAACCCACAACGACAGAACCGAAUAAAGACACAACGACACAGCAAGCUACAACUGAUAAGCCCACAGAGAUAGCAACAUCCGAAACAACGACGACAGGAGAAGAAAAUACAACAAAUUCUACACCUGAAAGCAAUGAAACUACGGAAAUGCCAACCACACAACCACCGCAACCAAUAACUAAUACAAGUGCACCAUGUCCUACAGCGAGCGAGGGACAAAAUCUCUUCGUUUGCCCAACAGGCUUUAAACGUCAUCCCAAGAACUGUGGUAUGUUCUAUCAGUGCACUGAGAAAGCUGACAGUAACGAUUUAAGCAUUGCUGUCUUCGAAUGUCCUAAUGGUACCGUGUUCUACGAGGAACGCUGUCAAUGCGACAGACCCGACAGUAAUGAACAGUGCCUGAAUAAAGAAAUGACACGCACAUUAUUCUAUGACGAUGAAGUACGGCGCUUGCAUAUGGUACAAGUCCGGUCUACUGAACCGCUAUGUCCGGAUGAAGGUCACUUUUCCUUAAACCACGAUCACUGUGGACAAUUAUUUGUUAAAUGUGCGUAUUCAACACUAACAGGACGUAUAGAAGGUCAAAUACAACGUUGUCCUAAAGGAUUUGCCUAUUGGUCUGUGAGUCGUCGUUGUGAGCGCGCACAAAAGCUUUUAGACUGCCAUCCCACCCAAUACGAUGUUGGAGACAGCAUACCAGUGGAAUGGGGAAAUAUUGGCAAAAGACGUAGAAACUUAAAAAUUUAAAUAAUUUUAUUUGGAAUGUCAGAAUUUUUAAAUCUUAUCAAAAUAAGUUUUAGUUUUAAGAGUAGAAGUUUUAAGGAUAACUUAAAUAUUGUAUACGGCGCAUAAAAGCAUUAACGGAUCAGAAAUAAUACUUCUAGUCUAUAUAGAGUUAACGUAUACUUAUGCGCAGUAAACGAUUACAAGUAUUUAUUUAUAUAUAAUUUUUCGGUACUCGGUUAUGUAGUACGAGGGAUGAGGUGAAGGUAUUUAUUUAUAAUGUAUUUAUUUAAACUAUUUUUAAAAUUGCCAAUAUAACAAAGUAAGUCUGACUUAAAUAAUAUAGUAAUAUAAAAUAUUGAAAAUUAGUUAUUUAAGAAAUAUUGAAAAAGUAUUGAAUUAAUUCCAUUUCACUUUAGAGAUACUGAAGCAAUAAUUUUUAUAAAAAAUAAACAUUUUUAUUCACCGCUUUAUAGCAAAUAUGAUUAUUUAGUUCGGAACUUAUU
Teleopsis dalmanni is the source of this 3971-nucleotide messenger RNA. RefSeq names its product mucin-2-like. Gene Ontology annotation, molecular function: chitin binding. NCBI's taxonomy places the organism in Eukaryota, Metazoa, Arthropoda, Insecta, Diptera, Diopsidae. Gene Ontology annotation, cellular component: extracellular region. The coding region runs from base 1 to 3489 and encodes 1162 amino acids. The transcript has 2 exons. The record is from RefSeq and is a predicted model, not a curated record.